This is a messenger RNA of Menidia menidia (Atlantic silverside), 939 nucleotides long. Lineage: Eukaryota; Metazoa; Chordata; Actinopteri; Atheriniformes; Atherinopsidae. The record is from the annotation of a GenBank genome assembly.
AUGAAACGAAGCCACAACUACAGCUCAUCCGACAGCGACCUGGACGAUAAUAUUGAGGUGGAAAAAGACAGUGGUGAUGAAAAUGGCGUACUUGAUUCCCACGGAUCGAUGUCACCCGCCGCCACCACGCAGGUUCAGGCCAGAAAAAGGCGCAGAGGGAUUAUUGAGAAAAGGAGGCGUGACCGGAUCAAUAAUAGUCUGUCAGAGCUGAGGAGAUUGGUACCAAGUGCUUUUGAGAAACAGGGAUCAGCAAAGUUGGAAAAAGCAGAGAUUUUGCAAAUGACAGUGGACCACCUGAAGAUGCUUCAUGCGUCGGGAGGGAAAGGAUUCUUUGAAGCUCAUGCUCUUGCUAAGGAUUACCGCAGCCUGGGCUUCAGAGAGUGCCUGGCAGAGACGGCCCGCUACCUGAGCAUCGUGGAGGACCGGGACACCACAGACUCCCUGCGCGUUCGCUUAGUGUCCCACCUCAGCAACUACGCCUCUCAGAGGGAGGUGCACACUGGACUGGAACACUUAGCCUGGGGUUCAGCUUAUGGGACCACCCCUGCCCAUCUCCCCCACCAUCUCCUCCUACAGCACCCUCAGGGCAGGACACCUGUUAGCAGAAACAACAGCAGCCCACCCUCCUCCUCCUCCUCCUCCAGCUCUUCUUCAUGUUCCUCCUCAUCCACCGACUCAUCUGGGACAUCCAGACUCAGUGUCCUGACCCCCACGGAGUCCCUCAGGGUGCCUCCCAAUGGCUCGCUACCCCUCACUCUGCCCGUGCCGACAUCCAAGCUAUCGCCGCCGCUCCUCUCGUCUCUCUCCUCGCUUUCGGCCUUCCCCCUCUCCUUCGGCGCCUUCCCUCUCAUCUCCCCCGCAGCCGUCGGCGUCACGAGUCCCUCCUCCACCAUGGUGAAGCCUUACAGGCCUUGGGGCAUGGAGAUCGGCGCCUUCUGA